Molecule: messenger RNA, 2235 nt
Organism: Chenopodium quinoa (quinoa)
Lineage: Eukaryota; Viridiplantae; Streptophyta; Magnoliopsida; Caryophyllales; Amaranthaceae
Product: protein NRT1/ PTR FAMILY 8.3-like
Exons: 5
Coding region: 227-1984 (585 amino acids)
Biological process (GO): oligopeptide transport; transmembrane transport
Cellular component (GO): plant-type vacuole membrane
Molecular function (GO): transmembrane transporter activity
Source: RefSeq, a predicted model, not a curated record
UUUCAACUUAAGAUUCCCUUCAACCGAAAUGAAUCUUUUCUCUAUCUAUCUCAACUCCUUGAAUUUGACAAAACUUGUCAUUUUGGAAAUUUAAGUUAUCCAAAGGAAAAAAAAAAAUCAAUAUAAAUUAAAAAAAGGUCCAAAACUAUAGUAUAAAGAGUGGAGAGAGAAAGAAUAAGGGUGAGAAAAACUGCAGGAAAGAGAAGUCAAGAUCAAAAUUCAGAACAUGGGUAGUCAAGAAGAUGAGAGAUUGCUCUUAGAACACGAACAUGGCAUUUUACAGGAGAAUGGCGAACAAUAUACUGGAGAUGGGUCAGUUGAUCUCAAAGGGAAUCCUGUCCUGAAGAGCAAAACUGGAAAUUGGAGAGCCUGCCCCUUUAUUCUUGGUACAGAAUGCUGUGAGCGUCUUGCUUAUUACGGUAUUGCCACAAAUCUUGUCAGUUAUCUGACAAAAAAACUGCAUCAGGGAAACGUCUCUGCUGCAAGGAAUGUUACAACCUGGUCAGGAACUUGUUACCUAACGCCACUUAUUGGAGCUGUCUUAGCUGAUGCAUAUUUGGGAAGAUAUUGGACGAUUGCUGUGUUCUCCACAAUUUACUUCAUUGGAAUGUGUACCUUGACUUUAUCUGCCUCAGUUUAUGCAUUAAUGCCUCCUGAAUGCCUAGGUUCAUUUUGCCCUCCAGCUUCGCCAGCACAGUAUGGAGUAUUCUUUUUGGGCCUCUAUCUAAUUGCAUUGGGGACUGGAGGGAUUAAGCCAUGUGUAUCAUCUUUUGGUGCUGAUCAGUUUGAUGAUACCGACCCCAACGAGAGGGUGAAGAAAGGAUCCUUUUUUAAUUGGUUUUAUUUCUCUAUCAACAUUGGUGCCUUAGUAUCGAGUACACUUAUUGUUUGGAUGCAAGAGAAUGCUGGAUGGGGCCUAGGCUUUGGUGUUCCGGCAAUAUUCAUGGGAAUUGCUAUUGCAAGUUUCUUUUCUGGAACUGCCCUCUAUAGGUUUCAAAAACCUGGGGGAAGCCCAUUGACAAGAAUGUGUCAGGUUGUUGUUGCAUCAUUCCGUAAGUGCAAAGUAGAGGCCCCCCAAGAUAGUAGUCUCCUGUUUGAAACUCAGGACAAACAUUCAGCUAUCGAGGGAAGUCGAAAGCUGGAGCAUACUGAAGAACUAAAGUGCCUGGAUAAGGCUGCUGUGGUGUCGGAUGCUGACAUGAAAAGUGGGGAUUUUUCUAACCCAUGGAGAUUGUGCACCGUAACACAGGUGGAAGAAUUGAAGAUCUUGAUCCGUAUGUUCCCUAUAUGGGCAACUGGAAUAGUUUUUGCUGCUGUUUAUGCCCAGAUGUCAACAAUGUUUGUUGAGCAGGGAACAGUGAUGGACCGAAGAAUUGGAUCCUUCACCAUACCAGCAGCAACAUUAUCCACUUUUGAUGUCAUCAGUGUUAUAUUCUGGGUCCCAAUAUAUGAUAGUUUUCUCGUUCCUAUAGCUAGGAGGUUCACUGGCCAAGAAAGAGGGUUUUCAGAACUACAAAGAAUGGGCAUUGGCCUCUUCAUCUCCAUUCUUUCCAUGGUAGCUGCUGCUGUAGUGGAGAUCAGACGUUUGCAGAUUGCCAGGGAACUGGGUUUGGUCAAUGAAGAUGUUCCAGUCCCAAUGAAUAUCUUUUGGCAAGUACCGCAAUACUUCUUGGUAGGGGGAGCAGAGGUAUUUACUUUCGUAGGGCAAUUGGAAUUCUUCUAUGACCAGUCACCUGAUGCAAUGCGAAGUUUGUGUAGUGCACUUUCUCUCCUCACAACAUCACUCGGUAAUUACUUGAGCUCAUUGAUUCUGACAAUUGUGACAGCCAUCACAACUGCUGGAGGAAACCCAGGAUGGAUACCAGAUAAUCUUAACCAGGGUCACCUCGAUAAUUUCUUCUGGCUCUUGGCUGGACUGAGUUUCUUAAACAUGGUGGUGUAUAUUUUCUGCUCUCUGAAGUACAAACAGAAGAUGGCUUCCUAGGGAAGCUUGCUAGCCUGCUGCUACUGCUGGUGUUAGUUUACAAUGAAAUUCUGAUGCUUCAGCUGAAAUUGAAGGGCUGUAUCAUAGUUAGAUAGGAACCCCUUUUUUUCACUUGUAACAACUUCAGGAAAAUCAAAGUACUCGUAUGUUUCUUUCUCACAUGAAUAUAAUUUUUUCUUUGCUUUUGUAUUGGAUUUAUUUAAUUAAUGAACCACAGUUUCUGUGAUGGAAAUUAUAAGCCGUUCAUGUUU